UCUCUGCUGUGUCUGUCCUCUCCGCCUCUGCCUGCGAUCAUAUCCUUCAACGGCUCUGCCCACUUUCCUCUCAACGAGUUGGGAUGUACGUGACCGACCUGAAGGCAGCACCAGCCCACAUAACUCUCCUCUUCAGCACCGGGAGCAGAGGGCCAGCCCGCAGAGCUCUUCCGGAGGCGGAUAAUCCCCUCAUCUCUACUCGCAGUUCGAGAAGGGAUUUGCUAUAACUCACCUACAGGAAGACACCUUCCGGAAGCUCAUGCAAGUUACGACUUAGAGAGAAGCCUGGACCUGCGCACAAAUGGAUUUUUGCGUCUCACCUUGCGCGUUUUGGUGUAUAUAGAUAAUCUGAUGAGUGUAUAAUGUAGCAGCUGCUGCUUGCGGGGGGAAAAACCAAAAACAAACUAUUGAAGCCUCUGCUACGCAUAUAAAUAUUAAUCAUUUCGGCAGCAUGUUUGUGACGCACAGUCUUGCUUUAACUUUUAUUGCGGCGGCUCUCUGUCUGAUCAGUGGCGAGCCGAAUUCUUCAUCUGCGACGCAGAAUUCAACAUCCACGUCCAUCAUCCUCGGUCACGAUGAACUGACGAGUAAAAACGACACGCACGGUGCCGUGGGAUCCCGGAUCUCACCUCUGAUGACUUACCUGCCAACUCUGAAAAACGUGGUUAUUUUCAUCUGCGUGUUGACAGCUGUCCUCAUCACAUGCCUGGUCAUCAAAGUGAUAAGGUCUGGCCGAAAAAUCAGGAAAACGAGAAAAUACGACAUCAUUACCACACCGGCGGAGCGGGUGGAGAUGGCCCCUCUGAACGAGGAGAAUGAUGACGAAGACGACUCGACCCUCUUUGAUGUCAAAUACAGGUGAAUCCCACGUCGGACAACUGUUGUUUUGGUAACUCCUUUUUUUUUUUUUUUUCCUCCACCUCAACUAAACUUCAGCGAUUUUGCCAUCCAAGUGUCGUCACGCCAGCGAUUCACUCGUGUUUUACCUGCGUUGAAAAUGAACAGAUGUCAUUUGUUUGCUGUCGUGCAAGGAUUCUAGAUAACAUGCUCAGUGUUUCUAAAAUAAGACACGUCACAUAUCCACCAAACUUUAAGUGGUCUGGACAAACAAAAUUCUUAAUUUUGAAUUUAAUCCUUGGACGUUCUUUUUAAAACCUGAAGUACGACAUGUUAAACUAAGGUGGAGGUCGAAGGAACCAACGUUUUUAAGCAUGGCUUGCUGUAACUGGAGGAAAAGUUUAUUCAUUAUCAGUUAACGUUUUAAAAAGAUCAGAAGCACAAAAUAUAAGGCAGGAUAGUUGCUUUGUCUAUAAACCUCAUAAGAGUUUUGUGAGUUUUAGUAUCACAUUUAUUUCUACCGACUAACCACUUUAUUGUGCAUAUGUACUGUUAAAGGCUUACUAACUUUUUCUGUCUGCAGUGUUUGUGUUGUUUCAGAUUCAGUUUUAAUUUUGCUGCUAUGAAGCUGAUGUCAGUCAGUGUUGUCAAUUUUAACUUAAGAAUACUCUCAGGAUGUUUCUUUAAAUCUGUUUGCUAUAAAUGUGAAUGGAGUACGUUGUCAUGAAGCGUGCGGGAAAUGCAGCAGGUUCAGCGAUUAAACACCAUGACAACAUGUCGCCAGUGUUACGGAGCCAAACCAAGAUGAAGUUUUCUUUAUGAUCCUAAAAUCUGUCAUGUUUAGUAUGAGAUUGCAAAAAAGGUUCUCUCCACUCCUGUUAGCAUCAAUCAUAGGGAUGCAAAAAAAAAAAAAAA
Molecule: messenger RNA, 1752 nt
Organism: Poecilia reticulata (guppy)
Lineage: Eukaryota; Metazoa; Chordata; Actinopteri; Cyprinodontiformes; Poeciliidae
Gene: fam174b
Product: family with sequence similarity 174 member B
Source: RefSeq, a predicted model, not a curated record